AUGUGUCAUCAGAGGCUGACCAUCUCCUGGUUCGCUGUGGUUCUGCUGGCGUCUCCACUCAUGGCCAUAUGGGAGCUGGAGAAGGGUGUUUAUGUUGUAGAGGUGGACUGGUCCCCUGGUGCCCCUGGAGAGAGAGUGGCCCUCACCUGUGACACUCCUGAAGAAGAAGAUAUCAUCUGGACCUUUGAAAAGAGCGGCAAAAUCGUGGGCUCUGGGAAAACCCUGACCAUCCUAGUCAAAGAGUUUUUAGAAGCUGGCCAGUACACCUGCCACAAAGGAGGCAAGACUCUGAGCCACUCACACCUGCUGCUUCACAAGAAUGAAAAUGGAAUCUGGUCCACUGAUAUCUUAAAGGACCAGAAAGAUCCCAAAAAUAAGACCUUCCUGAAAUGCGAGGCACCAAAUUACUCCGGACGGUUCACCUGUUGGUGGCUGACAGCGCUCAGCUCUGACCUGAAGUUCAACGUAAAGAGCAGCAGUAGCUCCUCUGAUUCCCGAGCAGUAACAUGUGGAGCAGCAUCUCUGUCUGCAGAGAAGGGCACAGUGAACGAAAGGGACUAUAAGAAGUACUCAGUGGCAUGCCAGGAGGAUGUCACCUGCCCGACUGCCGAGGAGACCUUGCCCAUUGAGCUGGUGAUGGAGGCACAGCACAAGGAUAAAUAUGAAAACUACAGCACCAGCUUCUUCAUCAGGGACAUCAUCAAACCGGACCCGCCCAAGAACCUGCAGGUGAAGCCGCUGAGGAACUCUGAGGUGGAGGUGUCCUGGGAGUAUCCUGACUCCUGGAGCACUCCCCACUCCUACUUCUCCCUCAAGUUCUCUGUCCAGCUCCAUUGCGGGACAGAAAAGGAAAAUAAUUCCAUGCUUGUAGAUGAGACCUCUACCAAAGUUACAUGCCCCAAAGGUACAGAGGUCUGCGUGAGAGCUCAGGAUCGCUACUAUAAUUCAUCGUGGAGCAAAUGGACAUCUGUGAUCUACAGUUAGGGUCUAAUCCCAGGAUGCAACUUUGGAAGAAAAAAAGUGCAAGUGCAAGACGUUAGCAAAAAAAGUUUAAACUCAUGAUGGAAGAGACCCCUCCCAAAAGCUAUUUUCUACUUAGUUGGCUUUUUCCAGUGUUUUAGCUUCAUAAUGACACCUUUGCUAUAUUUCUACAUUUAAAUGUCAAAUGCCCACUGAGACAACGAGCUAAUUUAUUAACAUAGCGAGCCUUAUGUUAUUUAAAUAUUUAAGUAAUUUAUGUAUUUAUGUAUUUAUUUCUGUAUUUAACAUUUGUAUACAAAGAUGUAUUGAAUAUUUCAUGUUCUCAUGGCCUGAUCCACAGGGACCAGGCCCUAUUAUGCAAAGUGUGAAUUUAUUAUUUUGUUCAACACCUUUUCAACUAGUGCACAGGUACCCUGGCUUUUGAGACAAUCAAUAAGAGCAUAAUAUUCUGACACAAGCAAUGUUAUGUAUUUGUGACCAGUAAAGAAAGACACAGGGGACAUUAGGAGACUAUGAAGAAGCUAUGAAGGAAAUUCCGAAGAAAUUAGUGCUGGUUCCAACAUCAGUGAAGACUUCCUAGCAGUGGCAUUGAUAAGAAGCCAGGACCACCUGUGCUCCUAUUAGACUCUGGGUACCUAAAUUUAAAAGAUUUUCUAAAUCCAGGUUUGGGGCUAUAGCUCAGAUGGUAGAGUGUUUGCCUAGAAUUCAUGAAGCCCUGAGUUUGGUCCCCAGCCCUGUAUAAACUAAGCAUGGAGGUGCAUACCUUAAUCCUAGCACUAGGGAAAUAGAGGAACUUCAGAAAAACCAGACGUUUAGCAUCAUCCCCAUCUACAUUACAAGUUCAAGGCCAGCCUAGACUGUAUGAUAUACUACCUCAAGAAGAAGGGAAGGAGAGAGGGGGUAGGGAGAGUUAGCUGAUUACCUCCUUGUCAGUCCCCACCUCCAACACUCAUAAGACACAGAAUAGAGACAUCCUGGGUGUCUGGAAGAAAAGGGAAUUGGCAUUUGAGAGGGAACAUAAGUAUAGUUGUGUCUAGAGGACAUAAAAUCAGAAGUGCCUUAAUAACCUUGUAAAUGGACGCAAAGAAAACCAUAUAGAAGCACUGCCUCAUCAGCCUGAGUACAGCUAUGACCUGACAGGACCCCUCAUGCCCCCGAAGGUACUGCAGCUACAUAAUGACCUAAUACCAUGCUUCUUGUAGUGAUCGCCUUUGUCUAUUUAUUUAUUCACUUAUUUAUUUAUUUAUUUAUGCCUUGUGAAACCAAACGAAUAAAAACUUUUCUUUGCAA
Molecule: messenger RNA, 2271 nt
Organism: Microtus oregoni (creeping vole)
Lineage: Eukaryota; Metazoa; Chordata; Mammalia; Rodentia; Cricetidae
Gene: Il12b
Product: interleukin 12B
Exons: 7
Coding region: 1-984 (327 amino acids)
Biological process (GO): immunoglobulin mediated immune response; cytokine-mediated signaling pathway
Cellular component (GO): external side of plasma membrane; membrane
Molecular function (GO): cytokine receptor activity; protein binding
Source: RefSeq, a predicted model, not a curated record